UCGCGUCUCAAAAUGAAGUGGUGCACGGGUGCGAUUUUAAUUUGGAUUUAUUGGACGGGUUCAGUUGAGUCUGAAUCCUCUUCUGAUCCUCUGAUUGUCGAGAUUCCAAACGGCAGGCUCCUUGGUCGGGACAAUGGACACUACUUCAGCUACGAAUCGAUGCCGUAUGCCGAGCCACCGCUUGGUAAUCUUCGCUUCGAGGCUCCCAAGCCGUAUGAAGGACUCUGGAAGGAUACUUUCAACGCCACUCAACCCGUAGCGUGUUUGCAAUGGAAUCAGUUCAUCGAUGAUACCAACAAGCUGGCUGGUCAGGAGGACUGCCUGACGGUGAGUGUCUACAGGCCCAAGAGCAGCACCAGGAGGAGUUUCCCAGUGCUGGUACUUCUUCAUGGAGGGGCCUUUAUGUUCGGCAGAGCUUCGCUGAAUGGACACGAGUACCUUAUGCGCCAGGGAACUAUGAUAGUGGUCAAAAUUAGCUAUCGUGUUGGACCUCUGGGCUUUCUGAGCACUGGGGAUAAGGACAUACCCGGCAACUUUGGCCUGAAGGACCAACGUUUGGCCCUGGAAUGGGUCAAGAAAAAUAUAGUCCACUUCGGUGGCAGACCCGAGAACAUCGUGCUCAUUGGUCACUCGGCGGGAGGAGCCUCUGUUCACCUGCAGACACUGCGCCAUGAUUUUGACCAGUUGGCGAAGGCAGCAGUUUCCGUCAGUGGCAACGCCCUGGACCCUUGGGUUGUUCAGCGGGGAGCUCGAAGACGAGCCUUUGAACUGGGCCGCCACCUGGGCUGCGGGCAAUUGAAUGACUCCGUCGCCCUCAAGAAAUGCCUCCAAUCGAAACCUGCCGGUGAAGUAGUGACUGCUGUGAAGAGCUUCCUGAUAUUUUCCUACGUUCCAUUCACUCCAUUUGGUCCUGUGGUUGAGCCUUCGGAUGCUCCAGGUGCCUUCCUCACCCAACACCCCAGUGAAGUCAUAAGGAGUGGAAAGUUUUCCCAAAUCCCUUGGGUUGCCUCCUAUACAACUGAAGACGGUGGAUACAAUGCAGCUGCUUUGCUGGAACCAUCCAACAAAACUGGAGACACCUGGAUUGAAACCCUGAAUGAUCGCUGGUUCGACUGGGCACCGUACUUGCUAUUCUAUAGGGAUUCCUUCGAAACCAUCAAGGACCUGGAUAAUUAUUCCAGAGACUUAAGGCAGGCCUACUUGGGAGAUCGGCGUUUCGGCAUAGAAAGUUAUUGGGACUUGCAGCGCAUGUUCACGGAUGAGCUUUUCAGAAACAGUGUACCAAAGGCUCUGGAACUUCAUCGCCAACACGGCAAAAGUCCUGUCUACUCGUUUGUGUACGACAACCCAUCGAUUAGUGGAGUGGGACAACGCCUUUCCAACCGCAGUGAUAUCUAUUUUGGUACUGUCCAUGGAGAUGACUUCUUUCUUAUUUUUGACGUGGGACCCUUCAGAGGAGCUAUUCGCCCAGAUGAGGAAAUCAUUUCCCGCAACUUUAUUAAGAUGCUGGAGGAUUUUGCCCUAAGUGAUAAUGGAACUCUGACCUUCGGCGACUGCGUUUUUGAAAACAAUGUGGGGAGACAGAAUCUGCAACAUUUAAGGAUCACACGAAAUGGCUGCAAAAAUGGGCAAUUUGAUCUUUAA
Drosophila ananassae is the source of this 1644-nucleotide messenger RNA. RefSeq names its product esterase P. The record is from RefSeq and is a predicted model, not a curated record. NCBI's taxonomy places the organism in Eukaryota, Metazoa, Arthropoda, Insecta, Diptera, Drosophilidae.